Messenger RNA from Contarinia nasturtii (swede midge), 1632 nucleotides. RefSeq names its product small RNA 2'-O-methyltransferase (gene Hen1). Gene Ontology annotation, cellular component: cytoplasm; nucleus. The coding region runs from base 279 to 1508 and encodes 409 amino acids. Lineage: Eukaryota; Metazoa; Arthropoda; Insecta; Diptera; Cecidomyiidae. Gene Ontology annotation, biological process: siRNA processing; RNA methylation; piRNA processing. The transcript has 5 exons. Gene Ontology annotation, molecular function: O-methyltransferase activity; RNA methyltransferase activity. The record is from RefSeq and is a predicted model, not a curated record.
UAGGUUGACAGUUCGGUUUACAUUACAUGUCAUUUUCAAAUGCAAAAGAAAUGUUGGAAAUGUGAACGGGUUACAAUGCUUACAAUUUCCUAAUAGCAAUGCACUAUUUCACAGAUUUGUUGAAUAUUCAAAACAAAAGCACCGCAUUCGACACACCAAAAAAGUUUCUCAACUAUUAUUGUAGUUUUUGUUUUGUUUCAUUUGUUUAAUGAUCUAUUGUAUUUCGGUUUGAAUUUAUUUUGUGAAGAAAAAGAAGAAAUCACUGCAAUCAACUACAAAUGGAAUCAAAUGAAAUUAGUGAAUUUCAAAUUGACUUGACUUUGUCUGAUAUAUUUCGAUCGCUAUCGUACUAUGUAACCGAUGAGGAUGGUGUACAACAGUUGAGAUUCGAUCCACCCGUUUAUCAAUCACGCUAUUCGGUCGUCACUUCCAUUUUGAAGAAGAAAGAAUGGAUUCCGCACAUUAAGAAGGUGACCGAAUUCGGGUGUGCGGACAUGAAUCUUGUGAUGUUGAUGCGACGUAUUGAACACCUCACACAUAUUUUACAGAUUGACAUCGACGAGGAACUUCUGAAAAGAUUCGAAGAUCGGGCCUCUCCACUGGCAUGGGACUAUUUAUCGAGGCGAAAAUAUCCGCUCGUAAUAGAUGUAUAUCGUGGCAGUGUUGACUCACCUCACGAAAGUCUUCAUUCUACUGACGUCGUUGUUUGCAUUGAAAUCAUUGAACACGUAUAUCCAGAAACGGAGCAAAAUUUGGUGCAAAAUAUUUUUGGUUUCAUAAAUCCAAAGAUAGCUGUGUUCACCACACCAAACGCUGACUUCAACACUUUGUUUGGCAGGCCAAAAUUUAGCAAUGGAUUUCGACAUGAAGAUCACAAAUUUGAAUGGACACAACAACAGUUUAAAGACUGGGCGCACAAUAUUUGCUGCCGUUAUCCAAACUACCGUUUUGGCUUAUUUGGAGCAGGUGAAUUGCCAUUUGAAGUUGCCGAUAAAUCAUUGGGACAGUGUUCUCAAGCAGCGAUAUUUGUUCGCAAAGAUAUGUUGGAAUUGUUAAAUGAAGACACACCCGACGGAAUCGCACCGCCACUCGUUGUAACCGACUCAGAAGUUGUGUUCCCGAUUGAAAAGUUUGAUUACAAACUACUAUUUAGUAAGAAAUUUCCAUAUGAUGAGGAUGAUCGUAGCUAUGAAGAAAAAAUCAUAGACGAUGUUCACUAUUUUAUAAAUCGAAAUUUGGACACAUAUUUGAAUGAAGAACGGAACAUUUGCGAAUUUCCGAUCACGGAGAUAUUUCAUUGUGUUCGUGAUGUCGCCAAUAUCGAUGAACUUCGGACCAUCAUUCGAGCAGAAUUUGUGGUAAAUGAAAAUGACUGUGUUGAAAAAGCACUACCCGAAAACGACGACUCCGAAAUCAGCGACUAUGAUUAUGAUUAUGAUGCGAACAAGGAAAAUGACACCAAUAGUCUCAAUGGAAGCGUUCAUUUUUCCGAAGAAAAUUGGGAUUGAUGCGGUUUUUUUCGGUGUCACAAAACCAAAAUUAUAUGUAUCAACAUUUAGUAGAAAUUUAGUUCAAACCAUUUAUUAUUGAUAUUAAUAUUUACAUUUUUAUCUUAUAAAAAAUGAUAUUACG